AUGUCGACAAAUCCUAGAAAUCCUGAGUCCAAGGGACCGGCUAUGGCCAAGCCCACGCCCUUCGACGGAAACAGAAAACGAACAGAGCAGUUCCUCCACGAAAUCGACCUAAUGAUCCUCGCCAGGAAAUACGAUUUCCCGGACGAAUUUACAAAAAUAGCAUACGCGCUAUCCUAUAUGAAAGGAGGAUCAGCCGGAAUAUGGUCGAGGAACUUCACUAAAGCCAGAAACACGAACAACGAUUGGGACCUCUAUGCAUGGAAACCCACUACAGGAAUAACCUCAGUCCGCCAGAAGAUUUCAACGGACUUCGAGGAAUUUGACAAGACAGCAGAUGCCAGAGACAAACUGGCUAGGAUCAACCAAGGAAAGGAAUCCUUUAACACGUACCUCCAACUGUUCGAGCAAAUUGCCGAACUAGCAGGGGUUGAUCUUGAAACCAAGAAGACGUACUUCUUACGGGGUCUAAAAUGGGAAUUGGCCCGAGGAAUUUAUCAGGACCCAGCAGCACAGACAACCUGGGAUGAACUAGUGGCCAAGGCCAAAAGACACGAAACAAUGCGCAUAGAAGAAAUGCGAGCACGGGACCUUAGGCAAGGAAAAUACCAAGUCUUCACCCCAACAAAUUAUUAUUCAAACUUCGCCCCAACCCCACGUCAAGAAAGGGAAUCCCAAUAUGUCCCUAUGGACGUGGAUGCAGCAGAAUUGGAAGUCGAGGCCAUCCGCUUCAAGAAACUUACGCCGGAAGAAAGGAACCGGCUCGCUAAAGAAGGAAAGUGCUUCUAUUGCAAGAAGCCCGGGCACAUGGCGCGUGGAUGUCCCUCUCGACCCAAAAGAAGAUUCUAUCCCCCUUCAAGAGGAAGGUUCAUUCCGCAGUCCCGUACUAUGAGGGCCAUGAAAGCAGGAGAAGAGGAAGAUGAAGAAUAUCAGGAAGAAAGCAGACCAGGAGUGGCCCACGUCAAACAAAUAAUGAUGGGACUCAACCCAGACGAAAUAGCUGAAGUACGCGCUUACAGCGAAUCAAAGGAUUUUUAA
Heterobasidion irregulare TC 32-1 is the source of this 1035-nucleotide messenger RNA. RefSeq lists its product as uncharacterized. Gene Ontology annotation, molecular function: nucleic acid binding; zinc ion binding. NCBI's taxonomy places the organism in Eukaryota, Fungi, Basidiomycota, Agaricomycetes, Russulales, Bondarzewiaceae. The transcript has a single exon. The coding region runs from base 1 to 1035 and encodes 344 amino acids. The record is from RefSeq and is a predicted model, not a curated record.